AUCAAUAAAUACAUAGCCAAUAAAACACGUGGGAAAUUUAUCAACCUGCUCAGUAAUCUGAAUCCAGAUACUGAAAUCCUUCUUAUUAAUUACAUUUACUUUAAGGCCACAUGGAAUAAAACUUUUAAUCCAAAGUACACUAAAGAGGCCAACUUCUAUGUGGAUGGAAACACAAUUGUUAAAGUCCCUAUGAUGUUCCGGAUGGGCAUGUGCAAACUAGCCUAUGAUGAGCAGCUGGCUAGUACUGUGGUGCAAAUGGAUUACAAAGAAAAUGCGAAAGCAUAUUUUAUUCUGCCUGAUCAAGGACAAAUGACAACGCUGGAGAAUGGCUUGUCAUGUGAAAGUCUGGCUAAAUGGAGAACAUUAAUGUCAGAAAGGUCAGUCAAUUUAUAUCUUCCAAGGUUCUCUAUUGAUGUAAAAAUGGACCUAAAACAAAUUCUUUAUAGAAUGGGAAUAAAAAAUGUAUUCACUAAUGAAGCUGACUUAUCUGGAAUUACUGGGCAGCCCAAGCACAAGAUUUCACAGGCUAUCCAUCAGGCCAUGGUGAAUGUGGAUGAGAAUGGCACUGAAGCUUCAGCAGCCUCUUCUCUGGAAAUAGUGCCAAUGUCUGUGCCCGCUACCGUUAUUUUCAACAACCCGUUCUUCAUGAUGUUAGUAACUGAAAGUGAGGACAUACUCUUUAUGAGCAAAAUCAUGAACCCUGUGGAAAACUAGAGUCCAAAUUGCUGUAUGCAUUAACUACGAGUAAUUUACCACGACUGUUAAAUAAAGACACGUUUUGACCUAAUCAGUGAAGUGAUGACAUUAGAGGCCACAUUUUCCCUCAUAGUGUCAUAUAUUUAGCUUCCUAACAGAUCUUUAAUUGAUUUUAAAUCACCAUCACUACAGAUUGGUUUGGGUUUACAUUUUAAAAAAAGAGAAGAAAUGGAACUCAGGUUGAACCGUCAGCAAAGGUGAAAGGAGAAUGUUCUUUGCAACACUGAAAGCAACCAUCUGUUUUCUGGCAAGCGAGGAUCAGAACAGGUGCUGAGUACUAACCUAGGCCUGCUGCACCCUCCUGUCCACAUCCUCACCGUGUAAAUUACAUUUGUUUUGCAUGCUCACUGACUGCCAGAUCUGUCCAAAUUACAUUCCUUUACCACUUACAUCUGUUUUCUCCCCAGCCAGAGGCUCAGUCUAGCAGUCAUCUAACAAAUGUAAUGCUUACUACCCUGAGUGGCCCCAGUGCUGUCAAUGAAUCUGAUAAAUGCCCUGUACCCCGUUUGUGCCACCGGGAGGUGGAGGGAGUGGUAAGGAGCAAGCACAAGAGAAAGCGUAAGAUCUUCCUGGUGAAUUGCAUUGGCACCGCUGUAUGUUUCUACACAAGCCUACAGCAUACUGACCAUUCUAGGGCAGAACAGAGGCAUAUAAGAAUUAAGACAGAAAAGGGAAAGGGAGGAGGCAUGGCCAGAGUAGAACAAUGCCCCAAAUAUUCAUCCUUUAAGUAGCCUGUGGGUGACACUGAAUCAAAUUUCAGUUUCAUUUAACUCUGUGCCAGAGCCUGAUCCAGGUUUUGGAAGCCCUCAAAUAGGAGAAAUGGCUUGUGUUUUCCUGGUGUCCUUCUGUCAGUGUUUUUACCAGGAUAGGAUGAUUCUAACCCAAUGGAACCACUCAUGGUAGUAAACAUCACUCCAGUAGUUAAUGUUUGCAGGAUCCAUCACUGACAGCCUAUCUAUAUGGAUAUGUCUACACUGCAACACUAUUUCAAAAUAACUAGUGCUAUUCUGAACUAACGUAGUCUGCGUCUACACAGCAGGCAGUUAUUUCA
Pelodiscus sinensis (Chinese soft-shelled turtle) is the source of this 1807-nucleotide messenger RNA. Its product is annotated as alpha-1-antiproteinase-like. The record is from RefSeq and is a predicted model, not a curated record. Gene Ontology annotation, molecular function: serine-type endopeptidase inhibitor activity. NCBI's taxonomy places the organism in Eukaryota, Metazoa, Chordata, Testudines, Trionychidae.